Ailuropoda melanoleuca (giant panda) is the source of this 17603-nucleotide messenger RNA. RefSeq names its product dynein axonemal heavy chain 17 (gene DNAH17). Gene Ontology annotation, molecular function: ATP binding; dynein intermediate chain binding; minus-end-directed microtubule motor activity. The record is from RefSeq and is a predicted model, not a curated record. Gene Ontology annotation, biological process: microtubule-based movement. Gene Ontology annotation, cellular component: dynein complex. Lineage: Eukaryota; Metazoa; Chordata; Mammalia; Carnivora; Ursidae. The coding region runs from base 3968 to 17428 and encodes 4486 amino acids. The transcript is spliced from 86 exons.
GCAGGCUCCACGCCCAGCACAGAGCCCAACAUGGAGCUCGAUCUCAUGACCCUGAGAUUGUGACCUGAGCCGAAAUCAAGAGUCGGACGCUUUACCUACUGAGCCACCCAGGUGCGCCCCCUUUAUCCCAUUUUAUUAUUACCAUAAUAUAAUCUGAAUUUAUCAACUUGUUCAUCUUUAUUUUAAAGAGGAAAUUUACGAAUAAAAUAGGGACAAAAAUUUCAGAAAACUGCCAAGAUGAUCCGAUACUGAGCCUACUACACACUAGCUUUUGCGUUUUUAGGAGUUGUGUGAUCUUUGUGAUUCUUUUAAAGAGGAGUGGAACAGCGUACUGUGGAGUACAUGGCAUUGGAGGGGUCCCGGACGAUGUCUGGGGGCAAGACGUGGGAUUGGCGGUCUGUAGGAACUCGUCAGCCUCUCAUGAGGACAAGGGGGGGAGCCUGGGAACUUAGACCUGACCGUCCGGCUCUUCCCGUUGUGGGUUCUGCUUCCUGAGAUGAUCUGACAGGGCAGAACAAUCCUCUCCCAAAUCACCCUGAGAGCAAUCGUCGCGAUGUCAAAUUCUGUCCCCUCUGCCUUCCUAGAUUUUGAAGGAAACCGUGUGGUUGGGGCGAGGACGCUCUGAAAACCGAUGGCCACCUGCCAGGAGAAUGGCUUCUCUAGAAUGGACGCUGUGCAGCUAGGGUGACAGCUUCCUCACUGUCAUGAAAAUGAUGAUAUGAUAUGAUUCUGCCCAUGACAGGGCAGUGGCGCAGGGCUGGUGGCCCCGGGAUCCCUGGGGAGCGUCUCCUUCAGUUGCAUCUGCUGCUGCGGGGGCAGCAUCCCCCUGCGGCUUGUGUCCUCACCUCACUGGAGGGGCUGGCUGCUGCUGUGCUUGGCAGGGCCAGUGGGACACGUACCCAAGACCCGCGUGCCUCCGCCGGGCUCGCCGGCUGUCUGCAGGCGGGGCCGUUGGAAACGAAACAAGGCCGCCCUGUGUCGAUGGGGCCACAGGAGUGGAGCCCUGCUUUCAUCAGACACACAGACCUAAGAGCAUCACGGGACACGUUUGGGGGUUGGUGCCGCCAGCUCCGUCAGAACCGCCUCCUUUCUCUUCGCUGCCUGAGCUAGUCUGUGCUGGAGGCAUGACAGAGCACCUGUCUGCAGACUUCUCAUCUCCUUAUUGCCUGGGGAUCAGGCUGGAACCUCGUGUUUCCUGAAUGGGACAGAGAUACCGCUCCCCGCUGAGAACGCUGACCUUGAUGCUGUCAUGGCUGUAAUUUCCUCACAGGGGGCAGAGGGAGGUCCGUGUCUGGCAGAAGCUUGUGUGUCUGCAUCGCCCAAGAGCCUCCAGGAAAGCUGUUCUAAUCAUCGGUGAGCCAGGCCCCUCUCGAAGCUGACGCAAGCUACAGAUCAUCUCCCCGGAAAAUUACACGGAAAGCCCUCAGUGCGAAGUCGGCGGAGUCCCACGGUCCCGAGCCCCUCUGCAGGCUCCGGGUUGAGUAGCCCGGGCUCAACCUGCCCACAAGUGACUCCUGGGGGCCUUCUGUGACGGGAGCCUAGGAAGCUCUGCAUUUCAGGCCACGUCAAGUUCGCCUGCUCAGUCUGGGUCUGGUCCCUGUGGGAUCCUCGUCUGCUUGGACCAGUGCAACAAUCACCGCACACGGGGCAGCUUCAACCGCAGAAGCGUGUUCCUCACAGUUCUGAGGGCCGGGAAGUCCAGUUCGGGGUGAGGCCCUCCUGCCUUCUCACUGUGUCCUCACAGGAAGGGGGACGCACAGGGGGUGGGAGGAAGCAAGCUCCCUGGGGCCUCCUGCUUGUUUCUUGGGAGAACCCUGGCCAGUACAGUGGGCAGGAAGACCUCAGAAGCGACCCUGAGAAGAGGCAUCACCGAAAUGAGUCCUGAUAAAUGUGUAAGAGAAGAGCUGGGCCCGUACCUUCUUGCAUCUGCUGGAUUAACCUGGAGUGUUCUUCAGAGCUUCCAAGAUGGCAUUCCCUCUCCCCGGCAACUGUAUGAUGCCAUGGCCUCGUGUCAGCCAAGUCCACUCACACCUGGAAGGCACUUGCCCAUUCACAGCUGGUAGCAUUAUAGGGUAGUGCUGUGCCCCCGGGACGUGGACGCGAAGUUUCUGAGCUUUGCAGGCCACCUUCGGAGCGGUGUCGGUGCAGGAAAAGGAUGGGCUCCGGUGGUCCGUCCUUAGCACAGGCCGAGCAUCCUUGAUGAUGGCACCCCGGCCUGCCUUGAGGUGCACCCCAAACUGGGCGCUGUGCAGGCCCCACGGGGUGUCCCUGGAGACUGGAGGAGGCACCUCGAUGAAACUCAGGUGCCCCGGAGAGCCUCUGGAAACCGCAGUUAGAGUGGUGUGCCGAGGAGGCUGGGUGACUUCUUGUUGACCCUGGGUUGAAACAGAAGUGAGCAGUUAGUGCACGUCACGCGCUAUUUCUCAGAGGCAAACAGUCAGUUUCCGGGGAGCGGAGCCCAAACCGCAGAUAAACAGCCUUCGUGCGUUCGUGGGAAAACCUCAGCUCUGCUCUGAAGACACUCAGCUGAUUGGAUGAGGCCUGCCCAGACGUCCCAGCACAAUCUCCCCACUCAAAGCCGGCGGAUGGGGACUUUAUCACAGCUACAAAAUGCCUUCCCAGCAGCACCCAGGCAGGGACGUGUCUGGGGCAGGGGACAUCAGAGGCCUGGGAAGUCUCUGCGUGGCCGGAGGAGGAGUGUGGGCAGGCCUGGAGGAAGAAAGCAGCAGAGGGACCAGGGGGAGGAGCAAACGACCACCGUGAAGGCAGAUGCUCAGCCGCCAGUCCCCACCCCCACCACGCUCAAUAGGAGGAAGGAGACCGGUCAACUCCGCGGGAGCUAGUGCAGAAGGAGACAGGUGAGUCCCAGAGACUUAACACAGUGUAGACAAUCCUGGACGUCACCGGUCUUGUUGUGAUUAGUGGGGCGUUAACAACAGUAAUGUGCUCAUUGGCAUGGCUUCUCCUGGACUGAGUGUUCAACUGUGAAAGAAAAGAACAAAAUUAAGGAAUGGGCACAAAAGGCUCGACAUAGAGAUUUCAUUGUCCUUUGUAGCGUUUGGGGUGAAGAACAGUUGCAUGAGAACAUGUGACUUAUGGUUCCACUUGACGGUACAUAAAGUGGAGACGGGUGGUGAUGAUGGGUAAGACCCGUUCCCGACCCAGGACUGUUCGAAGCCUCACAGAUAUUCACUCUUCACCCUCCCGGCCUUCCUCUGAGGGGGCUGCUGCUGUCAUCCCCCGUUUCAGAGUGAGGUGUUGAGCGGCUGACUUUGCCAGGGUUGUUGCAAACCCUGGCGAUGGGCUCCACAUCUGGGCCCCCACCCCUCCGCCUCUCAGAAGCACUCUGCAUCCCUCUCGGCAAGUUGGGGGAGGCCGUCCCGGGUGCGGGGGCAGAGCCCCAGCAGCCCAGGACCUCAGAGGACUGUUCCAUCCAUUCCCGGGGAAGCUCCAGCUCAACCUCUCAGAGGUGGCGUGUCCGGGACGGCACCAGCGCCCAGGCUAGGCUCCCUGCGCCUGCGGCACGAAGCUGAACCAGAGAGCCUCCUGCCAGUUUUCCCCUGGCAGCCUGAGACCAAACCAUUAGGAUGGAAGUCCCCCGCCCCCGAGAUCUCUCAACUGAAGAAGGGAGCAGAUGGAUUCUCAGAACCAUAGUAGGUUCUCUUCCCCACAAGGCCGGGAUGAGGCUGGGGCCAAGGUCCCGAGGAGAAGGUUCUAGAACUCCCAGGUGCCGACGAGGCCUGCAGAAGUUCCACGGCAGUUGGGGCCACUCCUGGAAAGAGAGCCAUUUCCUUUCUGGUCUUGGAAAGAGCUGUCUGUCCGUUGGCCCUGCCUUCGACUUGAGAAGACAUCUGCUCAGCUGGACAGAGGUUUCGAGUGGUUCCAGAGACGGCUGGGGAGUGAGCCCCCGGCACACGGUGCGGCGUCAGCGUCUCCGUGUGUGACCGUGCCGUAAGGAAGUGCCACGAUGACCAUCACGCCGGACGUCAGGCUGGAGUAUUUGGAGGGAGUAGCUUCCCUCGUUCUAAAGUUCAAGCCAGACAAGUGGAGCAAGUUGAUCGGGGCCGAGGAGAACAUGGCCUUAUUCACCGAGUUCUUCGAGAAGCCGGACGUCCUGGUUCUGGUGUUGACGCUCAAUCCCGCCGGCAUGAUCGUCCCCUGCCUGGGCUUCCCCGCCUCCCUCAAGUCCAAAGGCAUUUACUUCAUCAAGAAGGGACCGGAGAACAUCAGCAAGGACAACUACAAGGACCGCCUCAUCUCCGGGGACAUAAGCCCCACGCCCGUGGACCAGCUGAUCGCUGUUGUGGAGGAGGUCAUCUACUCUCUAUUAAACCAAAGUGAAAACUUGAGCGGCUGGCCCCGGGUGGUCUCGGAAGACAUUGUGAAGCAAGUCCACAAGCUGAAGAAUGAGAUGUUUGUGAUGGGUGGCAAGAUCAAAGGGAAGACCCUGCUGCCCAUCCCGGAGCACCUGGGGAGUCUGGACGGCACGCUGGAGUCCAUGGAGAGGAUCCCCCCUUCUCUGGACAACUCGCUGCUGCACGCCAUCGAAACCAUCAUCAUCGACUGGUCCCACCAGAUCCGGGACUUGCUGAGCAAGGACUCGGCCCAGCCCCUGCUGGACGGGCUACACCCCCUGCCCCGAGUCGAGUUCGAGUUCUGGGACGCCCGGCUGGCGAAUCUCAAGUGCAUCCACGAGCAGCUCAACAGGCCCAAAGUGAACAAAAUAGUUGAGAUCCUGGAAAAAGCCAAAAGCUGCUACUGGCCAGCCCUGCAGAAUGUGUACAUGAACGUCACGGAAGGGCUGAAGGAGGCCGAGGACGUUGUUCUGCAUUUGAAGCCUCUGCGGAUCCUGCUGGAGGAGAUGGAGCAGGCCGACUUCACGAUGCUCCCAACCUUCAUCGCGAAGGCGCUGUGCGCCAUCAGCUUCAUCUGGGCCACGUCCGAGCACUACAACACCCCCUCCAGGAUCAUCGUCUUCCUGCAGGAGUUCUGCAACCAAAUCAUCGAGAUGACGCGCACUUUCCUGAGCCCCGAGGAGGUGCUGAAAGGCUUGCAGGGAGAGACGGAGGAGGUUCGGAGUGGCAUCUCUCUGUCCGUGCACGUUCUGAAGGAGCUUUACCGCACCUACGACUUCUGCUGUGCAAACAUGAAGCUUUACUUUAAGGACAAGGAGCCAGUGCCCUGGGAAUUCCCCUCUUCUCUGGCAUUUUCCAGGAUGAACUCCUUCUUCCGUCGCAUCCAGACCAUUGAGGAUCUUUAUAAAACGGCGAUUGAGUUUCUGAAGCUGGAGAAGAUCGAGCUCGGGGGCGUGCGGGGGAGCAGCCUCAGCAGCACGGUCACACAGAUCUACGACGAGGUCUUCGAGCUGGUGAAGGUCUUUGCCGAAUGCAAAUAUGACCCCUUAGACCCCGGAGAUUCGAGUUUUGAUGACGAUUACGCUGAUUUUGAGACCAAAAUUCAAGAUCUGGAUAGGCGGCUGGCCACAAUCUUCUGCCAAGCGUUUGACGACUGUACCUCCAUCGAGUCCUGUGCAAAGCUCCUGCACAUGUGUGGGGGCCUCCUGGAGCGGCCCCUGAUCCUUGCCGAGGUGGUACCCAGGUACUCGGUCAUGCUGGAGCUGUUUGAUGCCGAGCUGGACAGCACCAAGACCUUGUAUGACAUGCAGCUCGCAGCCUCUGCAGACGGGAAGAUCCCCCCAAUCCACAAGAACAUGCCCCCCGUGGCAGGGCAGCUCAAGUGGAGCCUGGAGCUGCAGGAGAGGCUGGAGGCGCCCAGGCGGGACCUGAUGCACAUAGAGCACCCGGUCAUGUCCAGCUCGGAGGCCAAGCUGAUCUACCAGAAGUACGAUGAGAUGAUGGAGCUGCUCAGGGGCUACCGUGAGAAGAUCUACCGGCAGUGGGUGGCCGGCGUGGACCAGGACUGCCACUUCAACCUGGGGCAGCCCCUGAUACAGCGAGACCCCGUCACCAACCUCAUCCAAGUCAACUUCAGCAAAGCGCUGGUGGCAGUUCUGAGAGAAGUCAAGUACUUGGGCUUCCAGCAACAGAAAGAGAUUCCAAGCAGUGCUGAGAAUCUGUUCUCACAGCAUGAAACCUUCCGGAAGUUUGUGGGCAACUUAGAACUCAUCGUUGGCUGGUACAAUGAGAUAAAGACCACGGUGAAGGACGUAGAGACCCCUCUAAUAAAGUCGGAACUGGAAGCGAUCGACGUCAGGCUAUCGAGCGCCGAAACCACACUCUUCUGGAAUAGCGAAGGUGUGUUAGAAUACAUUCAAGAGAUGCGAGAAAUUCUCCAUAACUUGCAGAACAGGAUACAAAAAGCAAAGCAGAAUAUAGAUGCGAUUUCUCAGGCCAUGAAGGACUGGUCGGCCAACCCGAUGUUUGAGAGGAAGGACAAUAAGAAGGAGGCCCUGCUGGAUUUGGACGGAAGGGUGGUCAAUCUCAACAGACGCUACACCAUGGUCAAGGAGGCCGGCCUGAAGAUCCAAGCCAUGGUCGCGGAAAACGCUGAACUGUUCAGAGCAGAUACGAUGAGCCAGUCCUGGAAAGACUACGUCAACUAUGUUGACAACAUGGUCCUGGACGAAUUUGACCAUUUCAUCCGCAAAUCUCUGAAUUACUUCAUAGACAACAUGGUUGUGGAUGAGAGCGUGGCGCCACUGUUUGAGGUCCGCAUGGAGCUGGACGAGGACGGGCUGGUCUUCCAUCCGUCCCUGGAGAUGGGCACGGACCACGGCUUCCUGACGCUGAUCGAGGGCCUGAUCAAUGACAUCUACAACACAGCCAAGCUCAUCCCCCGGCUGGCCAAGGGCCACAUGAGCUACAAGGCAGACCUGGAAGACAUGACGGACCUCAUAGAGAUGAGGGAGGAGAUGUCCAACCUGGUCAUCAGCGCCAUGAAGGAGGCCGAGGAGUACCAGGACUCCUUCGAGAGGUACUCCUACCUCUGGACGGACGACCCCCAGGAGUUCAUGAAGAACUUCCUGAUAUACGGGCGCGCGGUCACCCCAGAGGACUUGGACACCCGGGCCGAAGAGACCCUCUCCAAGACGCCGCCCAGCCUCACCCAGUUCCAGCAGCAGAUCAAUUCCUACGAGAAGCUGUACGAGGAGGUGUCCAAGCGCGAGAGCAUCAAGGUGUUCAACGGCUGGCUCCAGUGUGACUGCCGCCCCUUCAGGCAGGCCCUGCUGAACAGCAUCAAGCGCUGGAGCUUAAUGUUCAAGCGACACCUGAGCGACCACGUCAUCACCAGCCUGGCUGACCUAGAAGCCUUCAUGAAAGUCGCCAGGACGGGCUUAACCAAGACCCUCAAGGAGGGAGAUUACGAUGGUCUCGUGGAGGUGAUGGGUCAUCUGAUGAAGGUCAAGGAGAGGCAGGUGGCCACCGACAACAUGUUUGAGCCCCUGAAGCAAACCAUCGAGCUGCUCAAGACCUACGGGGAGGAGAUACCGGAGGAGACACACGCGAAGCUGCAGGAGCUGCCGGAGCAGUGGGCCAACACCAAGAAGCUGGCCGUCCAGGUGAAGCAGAACGUGGCGCCCCUCCAGGCCAACGAGGUCACCAUCCUGCGGCGGAAGUGCCAGCAAUUUGAGCUCAAGCAGCAGGAGUUCAGAGAGAAGUUCCGGCGAGAAGCCCCGUUCAGCUUCACUGACCCCGACCCCUACAAGUCCCUGAAUAAGCAACGAAAGAGUAUCGCAUCCAUGGAGAGCACCAUGGAGGCCCUGUGCAAGUCCGGGAGCCUGUUCGAAGUCACGGUCCCAGACUACAAGCAGCUUAAAGCCUGUCACAAAGAGGUCCGCCUGCUGAAGGAGCUCUGGGACAUGAUCGUCAUGGUGAACACCAGCAUCGACAACUGGAAGACCACCAAGUGGAAAGAUAUCAACGUUGAGCAGAUGGACAUCGACUGUAAGAAGUUUGCCAAAGAUGUGCGGUCUCUGGACAAGGAGACGAAGAGCUGGGACGCGUUCGUGGGGCUGGACAACACCGUGAAGAGCAUGAUCGCGUCCCUGCGCGCCGCGAGCGAGCUGCAGAACCCCGCCAUCCGGGACCGCCACUGGCAGCAGCUCAUGCAGGCCACCCAGGUGAAAUUUGAAAUGUCAGAUGAGACCACCCUGGCAGACCUACUGCAGCUGAACCUUCACAAAUGCGAGGACGAGGUCCGGAAUAUCGUUGACAAGGCUGUGAAAGAGUCUGCGAUGGAAAAGGUGUUGAAAGCCCUGGAUGCCACGUGGUCCACCAUGGAGUUCGAGCACAAGCCACACCCACGCACGGGCACCAUGAUGCUCGAGUUGGACGAGAUGCUGGUGGAGACCCUGGAAGACAACCAGGUGCAGCUGCAGAACCUGAUGGCGUCCAAGCACCUGUCCCACUUCCUGAAGGAGGUGACGAGCUGGCAGCAGAAGCUGUCCACGGCGGACUCCGUCAUCUCCAUCUGGUUUGAGGUCCAGAGGACCUGGAGCCACCUGGAGAGCAUCUUCAUCGGUUCUGAGGACAUUCGCGCCCAGCUGCCGGAGGACUCCAGACGCUUUGAUGACAUUGACAUGGAGUUCAAGGCCCUGAUGGAAGAGGCGGUGAAAACACCCAACGUGGUAGAGGCCACCAACCAGCCUGGUCUCUACGACAAACUGGAGAAUCUGAAGAAGAGCUUGGCUGUGUGCGAAAAGGCGUUGGCGGAAUAUUUAGAGACAAAAAGACUGGCUUUCCCAAGGUUCUACUUUGUCUCGUCGGCCGACCUCCUGGACAUCCUCUCCAACGGAAAUGACCCCGUGGAGGUGAGCCGCCACCUGGCCAAGCUCUUCGACAGCCUGUGUAAACUCAAGUUUCGCCUCGACGCUGACGAGAAGCCUCUCAAGUUGGGCCUGGGGAUGUUCAGCAAGGAGGACGAGUACGUGGACUUCGACCAGGAGUGUGACCUCUCGGGGCAGGUAGAAGUGUGGCUGAACCGGGUGCUGGACCGCAUGUGUGCUACUCUGCGACACGAAAUUCCAGAAGCCGUGGUAACUUAUGAGGAAAAGCCGAGGGAGCAGUGGAUCUUCGAUUAUCCGGCCCAGAUUGCGCUCACGUGCACGCAGAUCUGGUGGACCACCGAGGUGGGCCUGGCGUUCGCGAGGCUGGAGGAAGGCUAUGAAAACGCCAUCAAAGAUUACAACAAAAAGCAGAUCGGUCAGCUGAACGCGCUCAUCACGCUGCUCAUCGGAAGCCUCAGCGCGGGCGACAGGAUGAAGGUCAUGACCGUCUGCACCAUCGACGUGCACGCCCGGGACGUGGUCGCCAAAAUGAUCGCCGCCAAGGUGGAGAGCUCCCAGGCCUUCACCUGGCAGUCCCAGCUCCGGCACCGCUGGGAUGAAGAGAAGCGGCACUGCUUUGCCAACAUCUGUGAUGCCCAAAUCCAGUACUCCUACGAAUACCUGGGCAACACGCCGCGGCUCGUCAUCACCCCGCUCACGGACAGAUGCUACAUAACCCUGACCCAGUCCCUGCACCUGAUCAUGGGCGGGGCCCCAGCUGGCCCUGCCGGGACCGGCAAGACAGAGACGACCAAGGAUCUGGGCAGGGCCCUGGGCACCAUGGUGUACGUCUUCAACUGCUCAGAGCAAAUGGACUACAAGUCCUGUGGAAACAUCUACAAGGGCCUAGCUCAGACUGGAGCGUGGGGCUGCUUCGAUGAAUUUAACCGAAUCUCGGUGGAGGUCUUGUCCGUGAUCGCUGUGCAGGUAAAAUGUGUCCAAGAUGCAAUUCGGGCCAAGAAAAAAACAUUCAAUUUCCUGGGAGAGAUGAUAAAUCUCAUCCCCACUGUGGGCCUUUUCAUCACCAUGAACCCCGGGUACGCGGGACGCACUGAGCUGCCUGAGAACUUGAAGGCCCUAUUCAGGCCCUGCGCCAUGGUCGUCCCCGACUUUGAACUGAUAUGUGAGAUCAUGCUGGUGGCCGAGGGCUUUCUGGAAGCCCGCCUGCUGGCCAGGAAGUUCAUCACGCUCUACGCCUUGUGCAAAGAGCUCCUGUCGAAGCAGGAUCAUUAUGACUGGGGCUUGCGAGCCAUCAAGUCUGUGCUGGUGGUGGCCGGCUCCCUGAAGAGGGGGGACCCCAGCCGGGCAGAGGACCAGGUGCUCAUGAGGGCACUGAGAGACUUCAACACCCCCAAAAUCGUGACCGACGACCUGCCUGUGUUCAUGGGGCUGAUCGGGGACCUUUUCCCUGCCCUGGACGUGCCUCGGAAGCGGGACCUGAAUUUUGAAAAGAUCAUCAAGCAGAGCAUCGUGGAGCUCAAGCUGCAGGCGGAAGACAGCUUUGUGCUGAAGGUCGUGCAGCUCGAGGAGCUGCUCCACGUGCGCCACUCGGUGUUUGUCAUUGGGAACGCGGGCAGCGGCAAAUCUCAGGUCCUCAAGUCUCUCAACAAGACCUAUCAGAACAUGAAGAGGAAGCCGGUGGCCGUGGACCUGGACCCCAAGGCUGUCACCUGUGACGAGCUGUUUGGCAUCAUCAACCCAGCCACCAGGGAGUGGAAGGACGGCCUUUUCUCCACCAUAAUGCGGGACCUGGCAAACAUCACUCAUGAUGGCCCCAAGUGGAUUGUCCUAGAUGGGGACAUAGACCCAAUGUGGAUUGAAUCUCUCAACACUGUCAUGGAUGACAACAAGGUCCUCACCCUGGCCAGCAAUGAGCGAAUCCCCCUAAACCGCACCAUGAGGCUAGUGUUUGAGAUCAGCCACCUGCGGACGGCCACCCCGGCCACUGUCUCCAGAGCCGGCAUUCUCUACAUCAACCCCACAGAUCUGGGGUGGAACCCGGUGGUGAGCAGCUGGAUUGAGAGGCGCAAGGUGCAGUCUGAGAAGGCCAACCUGAUGAUUCUCUUCGACAAGUACCUGCCCACGUGCCUGGACAAGCUGCACUUCGGGUUUAAGACGAUCACGCCCAUCCCCGAGAUCACAGUCACCCAGACAAUCCUGCACCUGCUCGAGUGCCUCCUCACGGAGAAGAACGCGCCGCCCGACUCCCCCAAGGAGCUGUACGAGCUCUACUUUGUGUUCGCCUGCUUCUGGGCUUUCGGGGGAGCCAUGUUCCAGGACCAGCUUGUAGAUUAUCGAGUCGAGUUCAGCAAAUGGUGGAUCAACGAAUUUAAAACGAUCAAGCUCCCCUCGCAGGGAACCGUCUUCGACUACUGCAUAGAUCCCGACAGUAAGAAGUUCCUGCCGUGGACAGAGAAAGUGCCUGCCUUUGAGCUGGACCCUGACAUCCCACUGCAGGCCUCGCUGGUGCACACCGCGGAAACCAUCCGCAUCCGUUACUUCAUGGACCUGCUCAUGGAGAAGUCGUGGCCGCUGAUGCUGGUGGGCAACGCGGGCACGGGCAAGUCCGUGCUGAUGGCGGACAAGCUGGGGAGCCUCAGCACCGACGACUACCUGGUGCAGGCUGUGCCCUUCAACUUCUAUACCACCUCAGCCGUGCUGCAGGGGGUUCUUGAGAAGCCAUUGGAGAAGAAAUCCGGGAGGAACUACGGCCCCCCAGGCACCAAGAAGCUGGUGUACUUCAUCGACGACAUGAACAUGCCCGAGGUGGACAAGUAUGGGACGGUGGCCUCCCACACGCUCAUCCGGCAGCACAUGGACCACGGGCACUGGUAUGACAGGCAGAAGCUGACGUUGAAGGACAUCCAUAACUGCCAGUACGUGGCCUGCAUGAACCCUACUUCUGGAUCCUUCACCAUCGAUCCCAGACUCCAGCGCCACUUCUGUGUGUUUGCCGUGAGCUUCCCGGGCCAGGAGGCCCUCCCCACCAUCUACAGCACCAUCCUGGCCCAGCACCUGGCCUUCCGCUCGGUGCCCCCGGCGGUGCAGAGGGUGAGCAGCCAGCUGGUGGCCUCGGCCUUGGCCCUGCAUCAGAAAGUCACUGCAACAUUCCUUCCCACGGCCAUUAAAUUUCACUAUGUCUUCAACCUCAGGGAUCUCUCCAAUAUUUUCCAGGGGCUCUUAUUCUCCACAGGGGAGAUCCUGAGAACACCGCUUGACCUAGUCCGCCUCUGGCUGCACGAGGCUGAGAGAGUGUAUGGAGACAAAAUGGUUGACGAGAAAGACCAGGAAACAUUGCGCAGGGUCACCAUCGCUUCCACCAAGAAAUUCUUUGAUGACCUUGGUGAUGAGCUCCUAUUUGCCAAACCAAAUCUCUUCUGCCACUUUUCUCACGGGAUCGGCGAACCCAAAUACCUCCCGGUAACCAACGUGGCUCAUCUGAACAAGCUCCUCGUGGACGUCCUAGACAGCUACAACGAAGUCAACGCGGUCAUGAACUUGGUGCUGUUUGAAGACGCGGUGGCUCACAUCUGCCGGAUCAACCGCAUCCUGGAGCUGCCCCGUGGGAAUGCGCUGCUCGUGGGCGUGGGCGGCAGCGGCAAGCAGAGCCUCUCACGCCUGGCCGCCUACAUCAGCGCGCUGGACGUGUUCCAGAUCGCCCUCAAGAAGGGCUACGGGAUCCCUGACCUCAAGGUUGACCUGAGCGCGCAGUACAUAAAGUCGGCAGUGAAGAACGUCCCGUCGGUGUUCCUGAUGACGGACUCCCAGGUGGCCGAGGAGCAGUUUCUGGUGCUGAUCAAUGACCUGCUGGCCUCGGGCGAGAUCCCAGGGCUGUUCACGGACGACGAGGUGGAGAACAUCAUCUCCUCCAUGCGACCACAAGUGAAGUCCCUUGGCAUGACUGACACUCGGGAGGCGUGCUGGAAAUUCUUCAUUGAGAAAGUGCGCAGGCAGCUGAAGGUGAUCCUGUGUUUCUCUCCCGUGGGCUCCAUCCUGCGCGUGCGGGCAAGGAAAUUCCCUGCCGUCGUCAACUGCACAGCCAUCAACUGGUUCCACGAGUGGCCAGAAGACGCCCUGGUGUCCGUGAGCGCGCGCUUCCUCGAGGAAACCGAGGGCAUUCAGCCAGAAGUCAAGGCCUCCAUCAGCCUCUUCAUGUCCCAUGUGCACACAACGGUCAACGAGAUGUCCAAGUUGUACUUGGCCACGGAGAGGCGUUACAACUACACCACACCCAAAACCUUCCUGGAGCAGAUCAAACUUUACCAGAACCUGUUGGCCAGGAAGAGGAUGGAGCUGGGGGCCAAGAUCACGAGGCUGGAGAACGGUCUGAUGAAGCUGCAGAGCACGGCAUCCCAGGUGGAUAAUUUAAAAGCCACACUGGCAAAUCAGGAAGCCGAACUCAAACAGAAAAAUGAGAAUGCGGACAAGCUGAUCCACGUGGUGGGCGUGGAAACCGAGAAGGUCAGCAAAGAGAAAGCCAUCGCCGACGAGGAAGAGGCCAAGGUGGAGAUCAUCAACGAGAAUGUCACAGAGAAACAAAAGGCUUGUGAAAUGGACCUGGCCAAGGCAGAGCCCGCCCUCCUGGCUGCGCAGGAAGCUCUCGACACUCUGAAUAAGAACAACCUUACAGAGCUGAAGUCCUUCGGGUCCCCCCCGGACGCCGUGGUCAACGUCACGGCCGCCGUCAUGAUCCUGACUGCGCCCGGGGGCAAGAUCCCCAAGGAUAAGAGCUGGAAAGCUGCGAAAAUCAUGAUGGGAAAAGUGGACACCUUCCUGGACUCCUUGAAAAAGUUUGACAAGGAGCACAUCCCGGAGGCCUGCCUGAAGGCAUUUAAGCCCUACCAGGGCAACCCGACCUUCGACCCCGAGUUCAUCCGCUCCAAGUCCACGGCGGCCGCGGGCCUGUGCUCCUGGUGCAUCAACAUCGUCCGCUUCUACGAGGUCUACUGUGACGUGGCCCCCAAGAGGCAGGCCCUGGAGGAGGCGAAUGCGGAGCUGGCGGAGGCGCAGGAGAAGCUCUCGCGGAUCAAAAACAAGAUUGCGGAACUCAACGCCAACCUGAGCAACCUCACGUCGGCUUUUGAAAAGGCAACAGCGGAGAAGAUCAAGUGCCAACAAGAGGCCGACGCCACCAACAGGGUGAUCUCGCUGGCCAACAGGCUGGUAGGGGGAUUAGCGUCGGAGAACGUGCGCUGGGCUGAAUCGGUGAAGAACUUCAAAAGCCAGGGGGUCACUCUGUGCGGGGACGUCCUGCUGAUUUCCGCCUUUGUCUCCUACGUGGGUUACUUCACCAAGAAAUACCGAAAUGAGCUGAUGGAGAAGUUUUGGGUCCCGUAUAUAAAUCAGUUAAAGGUCCCCAUCCCGAUCACGCAAGGUCUGGACCCCUUGAGCCUGCUGACGGAUGACGCCGACGUGGCCACUUGGAACAACCAGGGCCUCCCCAGCGACCGCAUGUCCACUGAGAAUGCCACCAUCCUGUGCAACACGGAGCGCUGGCCCCUCAUCGUGGACGCCCAGCUGCAGGGAAUCAAGUGGAUCAAAAACAAAUAUGGCAGCAAACUAAAAGCCAUCCGCCUGGGACAGAAGAGCUACCUGGACAUCAUCGAGCAGGCAAUUUCCGAAGGGGACAUCUUGCUCAUCGAGAACAUUGGCGAAACUGUGGACCCUGUGCUGGACCCGCUGCUCGGCAGGAACACCAUUAAAAAGGGAAAGUUCAUCAAGAUCGGCGACAAGGAGGUGGAGUACCACCCCAAGUUCCGCCUCAUCCUGCACACCAAGUACUUCAACCCACACUACAAGCCGGAGAUGCAAGCCCAAUGCACCCUGAUCAACUUCCUGGUCACCAGGGACGGGCUCGAGGACCAACUCUUGGCUGCUGUGGUGGCCAAAGAGCGCCCGGAUCUGGAGCAGCUGAAGGCGAACCUCACCAAGUCCCAGAAUGAAUUCAAGAUUGUUCUGAAGGAGCUGGAGGACUCCCUGCUGGCCCGGCUGUCCGCCGCGUCAGGGAACUUCCUGGGGGACACGGCCUUAGUAGAGAAUCUGGAGACCACCAAGCACACGGCCAGCGAGAUCGAGGAGAAGGUGAAAGAAGCAAAAAUCACAGAGGUUAAAAUCAAUGAAGCCAGAGAGAACUACCGGCCGGCCGCAGAGAGGGCGUCCCUGCUUUACUUCAUACUGAACGACCUCAACAAGAUCAAUCCCAUCUAUCAGUUCUCACUCAAGGCCUUCAAUGUGGUGUUCGAGAAGGCCAUCCAGAAGACCGCCCCCGCCGAGGACGUCAGGCAGCGAGUGAUCAACCUGACGGACGAGAUCACCUACUCCGUCUACGUGUACACGGCCCGCGGGCUCUUCGAACGGGACAAGCUCAUCUUCUUGGCUCAGGUGGCCUUCCAGGUCUUGUCCAUGAAGAAAGAGCUGAACCCGGUCGAGCUGGACUUCCUCCUGCGCUUCCCCUUCAAGGCGGGGGUCCUGUCGCCGGUGGACUUCCUGCAGCACCAGGGAUGGGGCGGCAUCAAGGUUGGUGUUGGGACUCCGUCCUGCAGCGGAGGCUCGCUGCUCACGCCGGGGAUGUUUACAACGCGCUACCACCGGCUGGACGUCCAGGGACCCGGGGAGGCCCCCGAGUGUCCAGGAAAGCAGGUGUACCUCCCUAAUUCUGUAUGGGCCGUGCAGCUUGAAAGCAAGGAGACCCGGAUCCACAACACCCCGGGGCUCACGGGCAGCGGCCGGAGCUGGCCCCAGCUCUCCUCUGCCAAGGACACGGUGCCCAGAGUGGGAACCAGGAAUUUCGUGGAGGAGAAGAUGGGCAGCAAGUUCGUGGAGGGCCGGAGCGUCGAGUUUUCCAAGUCCUACGAGGAGAGCAACCCCUCUACUCCGAUUUUCUUCAUCCUCUCCCCGGGCGUUGACCCCCUCAAAGACGUGGAAGCCCUGGGGAAGAAGCUGGGAUUUACCAUAGACAAUGGGAAACUGCAUAACGUGUCCCUGGGGCAGGGGCAGGAGGUGGUGGCCGAGGACGCUCUGGACGUGGCUGCAGAGAUGGGACACUGGGUCAUUCUGCAGAACAUCCACCUCGUGGCGCGGUGGCUGAGCACCCUGGACAAGAAGGUGGAGCGUUAUAGCACAGGCAGCCACGAGGACUACCGCGUGUUCAUCAGCGCCGAGCCUGCCCCCAGCCCCGAGUCCCACAUCAUCCCCCAGGGCAUCCUGGAAAAUGCCAUCAAAAUCACCAACGAGCCGCCCACGGGCAUGCACGCCAACCUGCACAAGGCUCUGGACCUCUUCACCCAGGACACCCUGGAGAUGUGCACCAAGGAGGUGGAGUUCAAGUGCGUCCUCUUUGCCCUGUGUUACUUCCACGCCGUGGUGGCCGAGCGGCGCAAGUUCGGGGCCCAGGGCUGGAACAGGUCGUACCCCUUCAACAACGGGGACCUCACCAUCUCCAUCAACGUGCUCUACAACUACCUGGAGGCCAACACCAAGGUGCCCUGGGAUGACCUCCGCUACCUGUUUGGAGAAAUCAUGUACGGUGGCCACAUCACAGACGACUGGGACCGGCGGCUGUGCAGGACGUACCUGGCAGAGUACGUGCGGGCGGAGAUGCUGGAGGGCGAGGUCCUGCUGGCGCCGGGCUUUCAGAUCCCCCCCAACCUGGAUUACAAGGGCUACCAUGAGUACAUCGAUGAGAACCUGCCCCCCGAAAGUCCCUACCUGUAUGGCCUGCACCCCAACGCAGAGAUCGGCUUCUUGACAGUCACGUCAGAGAAACUGUUCCGCACCGUCCUGGAAAUGCAGCCCAAAGAGACCGACUCAGGAGCAGGCACUGGAGUUUCUCGCGAGGAAAAGGUGAAAGCUGUGCUGGAGGAGAUCCUGGAGAAGGUCCCGGAGAUGUUCAACAUGGCCGAGAUCAUGGCCAAGGCGGCCGAGAAGACCCCGUACGUGGUGGUCGCCUUCCAGGAAUGCGAGAGAAUGAACAUUCUCACCAACGAGAUGCGCCGCUCGCUGAAGGAGCUGAGCCUGGGGCUGAAGGGGGAACUGACCAUCACGACCGACAUGGAAGACCUGUCCACGGCGCUGUUCUAUGACACCGUGCCCGACCCAUGGGUGGCCCGGGCCUACCCCUCCAUGAUGGGCCUGGCGGCCUGGUACACCGACCUGCUGCUCCGUAUCAGGGAGCUCGAGGCCUGGACCACGGACUUCGCCCUGCCCACCACCGUGUGGCUGGCCGGCUUCUUCAACCCCCAGUCCUUCCUCACGGCCAUCAUGCAGUCCAUGGCCAGGAAGAACGAGUGGCCGCUAGACAAGAUGUGCCUGUCCGUGGAAGUGACCAAGAAGAACCGGGAGGACAUGACAGCACCACCCAGAGAGGGCUCCUACGUGUACGGGCUCUUCAUGGAAGGAGCUCGCUGGGACACCCAGACCGGAGUCAUCGCCGAAGCCAGGCUGAAGGAGCUGACGCCAGCCAUGCCCGUCAUCUUCAUCAAGGCCAUUCCUGCGGACCGCAUGGAGACCAAGAACAUCUAUGAGUGUCCUGUGUACAAAACCCGCAUCCGCGGCCCCACCUACGUCUGGACCUUUAAUCUCAAGACCAAAGAGAAGGCGGCCAAGUGGAUCCUGGCAGCCGUGGCCCUGCUCUUACAAGUCUAGUGCGGAGGGCGCCGGGUCCCCAGGCCAGGUCCGGACCGCACCUGCGGGCUGGCAGGGAGAAGCUCAGCCUUGCAACUUUUAUUUUUAUAAGAACUGAUAGUGGCUUUUGCUCCCCUACGCCCCCCAGGCCCUUUAGAAGCACGUCAAGGUGGAGGGGCCGGGGGUGGGGGCGGCA